Messenger RNA from Helicoverpa zea (corn earworm), 996 nucleotides. It is a transcript of the gene lft, whose product is annotated as protein limb expression 1 homolog. The transcript has 4 exons. NCBI's taxonomy places the organism in Eukaryota, Metazoa, Arthropoda, Insecta, Lepidoptera, Noctuidae. Gene Ontology annotation, biological process: autophagosome maturation. The coding region runs from base 101 to 934 and encodes 277 amino acids. Gene Ontology annotation, cellular component: cytoplasm. The record is from RefSeq and is a predicted model, not a curated record.
GUGUCGGCGUGUGGGUGCUGCGAGUGCUCAGUCCGCGCGCGCCGGCCGACGCAGACGCACGCGCCGCUGCCGAGUGCCAUGUCGCGCUAGGCGCGCCCCCAUGGUGUACCCCGAGGCGUCCCGCUGGGGCGCGCCAGACGCCGCGCUCGCCCCCCUCUACGAUGACGUCUACAGAGCUGACGGAGUCCUAUCAACAGUGAACGUGGUGGAAGCGCUGCAGGAGUUCUGGCAGGUGAAGGCGGCACGAGGCGGGGGCGCGGGCAGCGGGGGCGGCGCGCUCGUCAUCUACGAGUCCGUGCCCGCCGCGCAUCCCCCCUACGUGUGCUACGUCACGCUGCCUGGAGGAGCUUGCUUUGGCAGUUUUCAGAAUUGUCCGACAAAAGCGGAGGCGCGUCGCAGCGCUGCGAAGAUCGCGCUGAUGAACAGCGUGUUCAACGAGCACGAGUCGCGGCGCAUCUCCGAGCACUUCAUCGAGAAGGCCGUGGCCGAGGCGCGCGCCUCCUUCGCGGGCGACGCCGCCGCGCACCACCAGGACCCCAGCGCUGGCAUCGCUGCCUUCAGGUUUAUGCUGGAAGCGAACAAGGGGCGGACGAUGCUGGAGUUCCAGGAGCUGAUGACGGUGUUCCAGUUGCUGCACUGGAACGGAUCGCUGCGCGCGAUGCGCGAGCGGCAGUGCUCGCGGCAGGAGGUGGUGGCGCACUACUCGGCGCGCGCGCUGGACGACGCCAUGCGCGAGCAGAUGGCGCGCGAGUGGGCGGCGCGCGAGCGCGACGCGGCGGCGGCGGGCGGCGGCGUGCUGCGCGCCGAGCUGGCGCGAGCUGAGCGCGAGCUGCGCGCCGCGCGGCUGGCGGCGCGCGAGCUGCGCUUCCCCAAGGAGAAGCGCGACAUCCUGCACCUGGCCGCCCGUCUGGCGCCGCCGCAGCAGCAACAGUGAUCUCAUCGCGUCCUCGCCACACUCACACUUUUGUUAUUUAAGUAUAGGUAUAUAGUCUAAGA